This is a messenger RNA of Thermochaetoides thermophila DSM 1495, 5376 nucleotides long. RefSeq names its product histidine kinase-like protein. Bases 1 to 5376 code for a protein of 1791 amino acids. The record is from RefSeq and is a predicted model, not a curated record. NCBI's taxonomy places the organism in Eukaryota, Fungi, Ascomycota, Sordariomycetes, Sordariales, Chaetomiaceae. Gene Ontology annotation, biological process: protein autophosphorylation; phosphorelay signal transduction system. Gene Ontology annotation, molecular function: histidine phosphotransfer kinase activity; phosphorelay sensor kinase activity; protein binding. The transcript has 6 exons.
AUGACCACAACUCCUCGGCAUUCCGAGGGUUCCAAAGAGGAACCAAUACAAACCAACAAAGACGCUGACGGGGAUUCCAAGCGCGACCCUCAGGCGCCGACUUCGCUGAUUAAGAUCACUGGUUCCGGAAAGAAGAGCAACAACACUCACCUUCUAGUGCACGGCAUUUCUGGGCGACAUAUUGAGAAUCAUUCGGAGACAGAACCGAGAGAUGCUCAACGGCCCGAGCCAACAACAGCAUCGACAGACUCUGAACAAACGAUCCAAGGAUCUCAACAACAACAACAACAACAACAACAACAACAACAACAACAACAACAACAACAACAACAACAACAACAGCCCCAUUCUCAUCUGUCAAAGGGGCACGACGUUGUGGUUACGAGCAUUUCUACACCAAGCUCAGCCACGCCUUUCUUGCCAUCCGGACUCGCCCAACCUACGACUCAACAACACUCAGUGCAAAGCCCAAACCUUUACGACCUAACUUUGAUGCUCUCUUCCGAGCCUGGGCUGGAUGCAUGGUGGAAUUCGGUUGUCCAGAUCAUGUCCCAGUCUCAAAAGACGAAGGAAGGGAGGAAACAGCAGAGUACCCAACGUCAGGACUUCCGCAUCGACCCUGUUUAUCCGCAAGUAGCAAAUCAGGCUUUCAGGCAACGUCUUCAGAUCAAAGUUCCGGGAAACAAGAUGGGGCGCACUCGUGGGAAAGUCUUCAGCACUCUUCAGCCGCUUGACUACGAGUCCGACCCUUUAAUAGAUCACAAUGGUGUUCUGCGCAUCUUGGAACGUGGACGCGCUGUGGCCUUGACCAGAACGUACCCCUAUCCCAAUCAAGAGCCUGCCCAAGCCAAGUCAUCCGACUCUCGACCUGCAUCUGCACCAAAGCCAGCUGAGAUGGUCAGGAAGAAGUCGAAACGGUUACGAUCGGAAUCUCUUUCUGGCAAAUUAUCCUCCUUCCUCAGCAGCGCCACUCCAUCCCCUGGGUCAUCAAAUCGGCCAUCUUCUUCCAGGUCUCUGAGACCCUGCGAAGGGAGAAGCACGUUUGCUUCCCGUCUUGGAGAAGAAUCACCGCCAGCGGUACCGACGCCAAAGUAUGAGGAAUACGAGCAGGCGCCGCCGUCCCCUUGGUCUCAAUCACCAGCCCCUUCUCCCGCGGUGCGACCCGAACCCGCUGAGAACCCUUUUUUUACUGAUGCAAUGGUCGAUGAAGACACCUUCAAUCCAGCUUCGGCUUCUCCAGACUACUCAAAGAUGGUUCCCCCAGAGGCUAUCGGCAUUGACCACAACACUUGGACUGUGUUGCACAUUCCUUUAACACAUGUGCUGUUGUCCAAACCGAACCCAUCGUUCAGGCUGAACCCCAAACUGAUGGAGCAGAAGCUGGCGAGGAAAUCGGGAAGUGUUCCUACUUCCAUCUCGACAGAGCCAUCCCCUGGGAGACCACCGAAGGAAAAGCAGGCUCCGAUUGCCAUCAUCUCCAUCCUCAGUCCCUUGAUUCCUUACCCUUCCCACUUGCGCCAUUCACUGGAGCAUCUCUCUCCUCACUUGGCGACAACAUUCUCCCUUGCCCGUCACUACACUAAUCUCGAGACAGAACUCAUUGGUUUGCAAAAACGCAGACCACAAGCCUCCGGAUUUAGAACUCUCGAACCGGAUGGUCGACCCCUAAGUGACCCUAAUGCGGCCUUGACGUUUUUGGCUGAGCGCAACCUCGCCGUCGAGGAGGAAGGCACACCAAGGGACUCGAUUGCAGGCAGCACAACUAGCCCCAGCGACCACUCAGGGCUGUCACAUAGCGCAAUUUGCUCGCCUGUUGCGACCCCAGGGCGGGAAGCUAAAGUGGGGAGACUUCUGCUCAGUCCAUCAAGGGCUGGGGUUGAGGGAUACUUUGGCAGACCGCCGAGGAGUGUUCCUCCAGAGUUUUGUGGACAACGAGCAAGGAGAUACUCGGAUGGAUUCGAGCGGCCCCCGUCACUGGAUGCUUUGGAGUCCUCGUCUGGACAAGCCUUUCGGCAGCCUGAAGAUGUCCAGCCUGCCAUUCCUCGUCGUCUCAAGGAAAAGCUGAAGCAACCGACGGCGGAAACACCACGCCGGCACACAAAGCUUCAUUCAUGCGGCGCCGACUUCUCAUCAACUUUUCAAUCUCUCCCUUCAAUUUCUACCAUGUUCUCUUUUCAGCCAACAGGAGCACCAUCCUCUUCUACGACUUCCCGCCAAGCCGACCUGACACCCCCAUCUGACAAACUCAAAAGCCUUAUUCUCGACUUUCUUCCGGUCCACGUCUUCGUCGCCCUCCCCCAAACAGGCGAAAUUGUUUGGGUCAACAGCCGCUUCCUGUCCUACCGCGGUCUGACCUCCGCCCAACUCGCCCUCGACCCCUGGGGCAGCAUACAUCCCGACGAUCGAGAUGAAUAUCUGAGGGCGUGGAACCAUUCUGUACGUACUGGCGAGCAGUUCUCACGUACGGUGAGGAUUCGCCGGUUUGAUGGUGCAUACCGCUGGUUUUAUGCCAGAGCCGUGGCGUCAAGGGAUAAAAGGGGGGUCAUUAUGCAGUUCUUGGGGAGUUACAUGGACAUUCAUGAUCAGCAUAUCGCGGAGCUGAGGGCGGCUAGGCAAGAGGAGAUUGAGGCGAGUGAGGCAAAGCAUCGGCUCUUGGCGAAUCUGAUUCCACAGAUUAUUUUCACUGCGACAGAGGAUGAAGGGGUCACGUUUGCUAAUGAGCAAUGGCUAUCAUAUACGGGACAGAGUUUUCAGGAUUCGCUUGGGCUUGGGUUCAUGGAUUUCGUGCAUCCCGACGAUUUGGCAAAGUGUAAACUUCCGGCGGUCAUUCGGAAGGGAAAGAAGAAAGGGGAUCAAGAGGGCGAGGAUGACGAAGCCUCGACUCCCGAGCUGGCGUCACCAAGCCUGACGGAACUCACAAAAAAGGGUGUCAUACGCGUUUCGAGAGACAGCAGUGGGCGGCUGUCGUACACGACAGAGAUACGGCUGCGAGCCAAGUCCGGCGAGUACCGAUGGCACCUCGUACGGUGUGUUGAGAUUGACAACGUCGACUUCGGCAAUGGGGUCAGCUCAUAUUUUGGCUCGGCAACGGACAUCAACGACCUGAAGCUGCUCGAAACAAAACUCAAGGAAGCUAUGGACUCCAAGAGUCGCUUCCUCAGCAACAUGUCGCAUGAAAUCCGCACGCCUCUCAUCGGCAUCUCGGGCAUGGUCAGCUUCCUGCAGGACACCACGCUGAAUGAAGAGCAGCGUGACUACACCAACACGAUCCAGACCAGUGCUAGCAGCUUGCUGAUGAUCAUCAACGACAUUCUCGAUCUGUCCAAGGUCGACGCGGGCAUGAUGAAGCUGACCUACGAGUGGUUCCAUACGCGCUCGCUGAUCGAGGAUGUUAAUGACCUUGUGUCCACGAUGGCUGUCGCGAAGCGUCUCGAGCUCAACUAUGUCGUCGAGGAGGACGUGCCUGACUGGGUCAAGGGCGACCGCGUGCGCAUUAGACAGGUGCUGCUUAAUGUGAUCGGCAACGCCAUCAAGUUCACCAAUAAGGGAGAAGUGUUCAGCCGGUGCCGUGUGUUUGUCCCCUCGCGAGAGGAUAACGUGCGGCUGCACCCAAACGAGAUCAUGCUGGAGUUCUCGGUCAUCGAUACCGGGCGCGGAUUUACCAAAGCUGAAGCCGAGCUCAUCUUCAAGCCGUUCAGUCAGAUUGAUGGGAGCAGCACGCGUCAACAUGGCGGUAGCGGCUUGGGGCUGGUUAUCUCACGUCAACUGGUUGAGCUGCACGGCGGCAAGAUGGAGGGCACCGCGGUGCCAGGUAAGGGGUCGACUUUCACCUUCACUGCCAAGUUUGGCCUGCCAACAGAGACGGACCACCCCGAUGAGGAGGCUCUGAUGCCGCAGCCCACGUCAGCUACCACACCAGGGGAGACGCCAAUGCCCCAAUCUCCGGUCGAACUUGUGGAUGUUUACCAUGCUGUUGCGACGGCGGUUGAUCAGGCCGUCGCCAUGUCCCCUGAAAUGAUGUCGUGUAGUGCGAGCUCAGAGCUGUCGGGGUCGGGAUCCUGUUCGUCGUCGUCGGUACCGACCGUUGCGACUACAGGUCGGUCGUCUGUUUCUACUGCACCAUACCCAGCGGCUGUUAAUGCAGCUAGUUUGGCAGGGUUAAGCCAGGCGGAGAAGGCCAGCGGUCAGGAGCUCUCUGGGAUGAAGCUCCAGAUUCCUCGGCCACAGGCACAACAAGGGACUACCGAGGGCGGCAAGGCUGUUGUUGGCCAUACUCUUCCCUCUCGUUACUCCAUUUUAAUCAUAUGUCCACAAACCCACAGCCGCGAGGCGACUGUAAAACACAUUGAGAUGACGCUCCCGAAAGGGGUACCACAUCAGAUCACGGCUGUUGGCUCGGUCGACGAAGCGGAAAAGCUUCUCGAGACAGGGAAAGGGAAAGGCCCGCAGUACACACACAUUGUCAUCAAUCUGCCAUCGCCGGAGGAGAUCUUAGCCCUAAUGGACAUUGUUGCUCGCGUGGAAGAUGAAACCGACGACGCCAACAAAGCCUUCAUUCUCAUUCUUUCCGACUCCGUCCAGCGCCAGGCAGUCGCCAAACUCGCGAUCGGCACCCGUCACGAAGCAGCCCUCCUCUCUUAUGCCACUCCCUCCGCCAUACCCGCUAACCAACUCUCACAACCACCCCACCGAGUAACCUACAUCUACAAGCCUGUCAAGCCCGCCCGUUUCGCAGCGGUCUUCGACCCCGGUCCGACCAGCACGGAGCACGCGCGCUUCUACGACCACACAAAAUCCACAGCCCAGCGGCUGGUCGAGGACCAGCGGCAGAGCUAUGUCGACAUGGAGCGGCGGCUUGGUGGGAAGGGCUAUCGGGUCUUACUGGUCGAAGACAACCCGGUCAACCAGAAGGUGCUGAGCAAGUAUUUGAAGAGGGUUGGUGUGGAAGUUGAGGUCGCAAGCGACGGAGAGGAGUGUAUGCAGUUGGUGCUGGGGAAAGGAUGGGGGUAUUACUCGUUGAUUUUGUGCGACCUUCAUAUGCCGCGCAAGGAUGGGUAUCAAGCCUGUCGUGAGAUCAGAGCCUGGGAGGCUAAGAUGCGCCAGGAGCAAGAGCAGCAACAUGCUGCUCAAGCCCAGCAGUCUGGUGAUGAUACCCAACACUGCACACCCCCUGAAACGACCGCUGUCAAGCCAGCUCCGUCCUUAGAAUCGAAACAACCACAAUCCUCUAAAUCCCGCGAACUCCCUAUCAUUGCCCUUUCAGCCAACGUCAUGUCCGACGUGCAUGACAAGUGCGUCGCGGCCGGUUUCAGCGACUACAUUACCAAGCCAGUAGACUUCAUCGACCUUAGCAGGGCGUUGGCGAAGUUCUUCUGA